This is a messenger RNA of Chara braunii, 983 nucleotides long. NCBI's taxonomy places the organism in Eukaryota, Viridiplantae, Streptophyta, Charophyceae, Charales, Characeae. The record is from the annotation of a GenBank genome assembly.
UCGAGUGGAGAGGCGCAGUCCAUUGCAUUCCUCGAUUGCCUACGAAGCGGGAUCAUGCGUCGGAUUGAGGAAAUGGAACCGUCACCUGCGGUGCGUGCGCGGCAGAUGAUGGCAGCAGAAGGAAUAAGAUCGAGCGCAAGCUCAGGCUCGCAGUCCAGCUCCAGGAGGAGUGCACGUUCGAGCUCUGGCAGUAGCCGUGUAGCGGAUGAGGAAUGGGAACUGCUGCAGCAGUCCAGCGCAGGUGUGAGAAUGGUGAACCAGUGGGGAUCUGCAAAUCGAAGUCGAAGUGAUUGGCCACCGGUAAAUGCAAGGGACAUCAAAGCAGAGGCGAGGUCAAUCCGAAUGUCUUCCGGGAGGGGUAUCUCUAGCCAAGGAGUAAGAGUGCUUGAUGAUGAGGGCCCCCUUGCUGGCCUGGAUGGUUUCUAUAUAGGCGAGCUCUUUGUGACGGAGAAAACUAUUGGCUAUGGCAGCCAUGGCACCGUAGUUCAUGAAGGCUACGUACGUGAUGGUACUCCUGUGGCGGAGGCGAAGAAGAAGCAAAUGGAAGAAGAAAUGGAAAGGUGGAAGGAGCAGGAGGAGAAGAUGGCAGCAAUAGAGGCUGAAGUAGAGGAAGAAGUGGAAGUCAAAGAAGAGCUGCUGCUAGAGAGGAGGAGGGGAGAGGCGAGUACAAGCCAGGCGGCACAAGACGAGGUGGAGAAGGCAAUUGACGAAUGGGUAGCACAUGUGGAGCUGGGGGAAGAUAGAGAAGUCGAGUUGAUAAUAACCUCGGAAGAGAGAGAAGUUGGAGACAGAGAGGGACCCCUUGAUGAGAAGGCCUAUAGAGCAAGAAAAACAGUUGGUGUGGAGAUUGCGCCUAAACCAAGAGAGUCGGACGUUUGGAAGCGGCAGAAAGGACAGAAAGGGACCUAAGAGCGGCAAAGACUAGAAUGGGAAAAAUCAGGGAAGAGAUCGAGAUAGGAACUUAACUCGAUACCCUGAUUCGU